Staurois parvus is the source of this 432-nucleotide messenger RNA. The record is from the annotation of a GenBank genome assembly. NCBI's taxonomy places the organism in Eukaryota, Metazoa, Chordata, Amphibia, Anura, Ranidae.
UCCGAGGAGACCAGAUAUAGUGAAUGCAGGGUCUGGGGAGACCGGAUAUAAUGAAUGCAGGGUCCGGGGAGACCAGAUAUAGUGAAUGCAGGGUCCGGGGAGACCGGAUAUAGUGAAUGCAGGGUCCGGGGAGACCAGAUAUAGUGAAUGCAGGGUCCGAGGAGACCGGAUAUAGUGAAUGCAGGGUCCGGGGAGACCAGAUAUAGUGAAUGCAGGGUCCGGGGAGAGCGGAUAUAGUGAAUGCAGGAUAUAGUGAAUGCAGGGUCCGGGGAGAGCGGAUAUAGUGAAUGCAGGAAUAUAUAUGAGCAGGCAACUCUUGCAGAGCAGGUACAGUCCCACUCAAGGGAGAAUUUUCAGAUUUCCCAGAAUUGGGAUUCCAUUUUCCCCAAACACCUAAAACAUUGCUGUUGGGGAAUUGUGGCAGAAAAUAUA